This is a messenger RNA of Liolophura sinensis, 1758 nucleotides long. RefSeq lists its product as uncharacterized. Bases 1 to 1758 code for a protein of 585 amino acids. The record is from RefSeq and is a predicted model, not a curated record. NCBI's taxonomy places the organism in Eukaryota, Metazoa, Mollusca, Polyplacophora, Chitonida, Chitonidae. The transcript has 6 exons.
AUGGCCGACUGUUUCCUUCCUGAAGAUGCUACAAAGCUGCUGCGGAAUAAAUAUGUGGUCUUUAUUGGAAGUUCAGUGAUGAGAUCUAUGUACAAGGAUUUUGUCAAGCUUCUUCAGAAGAACGUCUGGCUAUCAGACUUCGAGUUGAGGAAAAAGGGUGAGAACAGUUUCCAGGGCGACGAGUUGUUGGCGGGCGGUAUAAAGAUGAAUAUGUCAAAUGGUAUCCAGUACCGAGAAGUUCGCCAGUACCGCACAGAUCACGUGCUCGUCAGGUUCUACUUCAUCACGCGCUGCUACAACAACUACGUGGAAAGCGUAUUCAAGGAACUACAAAACGAACCGAAACCCGAUUUAAUUCUCUUGAACUCCGGGUUGUGGGAUUUGACAAGGUAUGGUGCAAACCCAGUCCCUGCCUUCAAGAAGAAUCUGAACACAGCCUUUACCCGCCUGACAGAGGUGGUCCCCAACGACUGUCUUCUUCUGUGGAUCACGUGCAUGCCAAUCUCUCAGACGGCAAAAGGAGGCGUGUUUGUCCCGGAAGUGGAACAUCUGAAAAGCCUCGUGCCCUUAGAGCUGUUGCAGGCCAACGCCUUUUCGUCCGAGUUGGCGAGAUCGUUUGGAUUCGAUGUUUUGGAUUUAUGUUUCUUCUUUAGAAACCAGCUUCACAGAAUUGCAGAUGACGGGAUUCACUGGGAUAUGACGGCUCAUCGUCGCUUCACAAAUCUCAUUCUUAGUCACGUGUCCGAGGCUUGGGAGAUUCCUCUUCCGGGCCGUGCCGUGGAAAUGGAAACCCCCAAAGACGUUAAGCGAUUGUCUGCUCCGCUAACUUCUGAGAAUGGUCAAAUAGCCGGGAGGAAAAUUAAAACUGUAGUGCGUCGACGUAAGCCCCAAAAUCAGAAAAGCGAGAAAGAUGAAGACGAAAGUGAUGAAGGCGACAAAGAUGAUGAAAGCGGCAAACCUGAGAAAGCGGGUGACGCUGUUAAAGUUGGCAAUACAGACAAACCACACAAAUGUGACGAAUCCGAAAAAGACAAAUCCGAUAAAGCCGAUGCAGAGGAGAAAUUCGAAAGAGUUGACCAAGCAAGCAAAGACGAGAAAUCUCGCAAAGAUGAGAAUGCCAGCAAAGACGCGAAGGUGAAAAAAGCCAACAAAACGGACAGAUUUGGCAAAGUCGACAAAGCUUCAUCCAGUAUGACUCAUGGCAGAUCAAAAACAAUGCAGAAUAAAAGUCCAGUUCGGUUUUUCAGGUUUGAGUAUCGGCCUGACCACAAGGAUCGGCUGCUCACCUCAGAGCCAAGAAAGGCUAACCGGACGGAGCAUGCGCACUUCGUGCAGAGUUGUAAGAAACUAGACAAAGGUCCAUACACAGGUAAGUCUAUCGUUGACGAUGUGUCAGAAGCCCUUCAUACCGGAAGUGGGUUCGCUGUUCAUUCAAGACAGCAUAACCGCCGACAAAGGCAGCACAGUGCCCAUACCCCUCGUACAGGCGCAUUUUCGGUAGUCGGCAAGGGCUCUAAGAUUCCAACUGCGACAGACCUAAGAGGUCAUAUCCACGGUCGCAGCAGUGGCUAUAUCCCGGAUUUGACGAUGGACAGUGAAGAUGGUGAAGUACAUAAAAAUAGACUAGUAUGGAUCGAGGACUACAAUCGAAGGAAGACAGUAUGGAGCAAGAGUGUGAUAAUUGAUGUUAGGAAAAUCGGGGAGACAAUCACGCAUACUCUUAAGAGUAAGCUAAUGAGAAUUGAGGCUGUUCUGUGA